AUGAUAUCCCGACAAAUGAAAGGGGUGGUCGAUGGGGGAAUUGACGUUCCUCACAGCGAAACUCGCUUCUUUGGCUAUGACUCUGAGAACAAAAAGUACAAUGCUGAAGCUCAUCGUGACCGUAUCUUCGGCAAACAUGUCGCGGACUACAUGACUAAGCUGAAGAAGGAAGAUCCGGAGGCAUAUAAUCGUCAAUUUUCACAAUUCAUUGCCAAUGGAGUUGAACCUGAACAUCUGGAAAAGAUGUACAAAAAUGCUCAUGAAGCAAUUCGUCGUAAUCCGGACCACAUUACCAACCCGAAGAAGCCGAUUGCGAAGCCAAAAGAUUACCAUAAUUACAAAAUCGGUCUGAGUGAGCGAAAGAAGCGCAUUGAGGAAAAGAAGCAGCUUUUGUUGCUGCUCAAAGAACAGCAAAAUACUUACAGCCCAUAAAUUAGUCCAAUGUUGUUAUUGUUCGUGAAUAAAGUCGUU
Messenger RNA from Cylicocyclus nassatus, 471 nucleotides. NCBI's taxonomy places the organism in Eukaryota, Metazoa, Nematoda, Chromadorea, Rhabditida, Strongylidae. The record is from the annotation of a GenBank genome assembly.